Messenger RNA from Cryptococcus deneoformans JEC21, 1131 nucleotides. RefSeq names its product transcriptional elongation regulator, putative. Gene Ontology annotation, molecular function: protein-macromolecule adaptor activity. The record is from RefSeq and is a predicted model, not a curated record. The transcript is spliced from 4 exons. Gene Ontology annotation, biological process: ubiquitin-dependent protein catabolic process. Lineage: Eukaryota; Fungi; Basidiomycota; Tremellomycetes; Tremellales; Cryptococcaceae. The coding region runs from base 76 to 417 and encodes 113 amino acids. Gene Ontology annotation, cellular component: elongin complex.
UCGACACUGGCUCUCACCCCCUAGCCUGCCCCAUCCAGUGCUCCCGACACCCUGUACAGGCCCCACAACGCCAUCAUGUCCGCCGGCAAGAAAGCUCAAACGCAGCCCCCAGAAGACGACUACGUCCUCCUUGAAUCAGCCGACGGCUAUACUUUUGUCGUCUCUCGAAAGAUUGCUUGCGCAAGUGGCAUGCUCAAAAGUAUGCUUGACGAAGAUGCCGCAUUUGAAGAGUCGAAGAACAAGACGUGCAGAAUUCAGCAGAGGGGUGUGAUUCUUGCCAAAGUCAUAGAAUACCUUGCAUACAAGGUACAAUGGUCGGAAUGUCUUGCCGAGGAGGUCAAUGAAGACUUUUCAGACCGCAUCGACCCUUAUAUUGCUCUAGAACUGCUUACAGCUGCUGAUUUCCUUGACUGUUAAUGCCCAAGUUUUAUGUCAUUCAUGCCCCCUUGGGUUUUCGGUUCUUAGUCUGUAUUAUUGUUGUCAACCAUGCAAUUGCAUCCUCAUCGCUUUCCAUCCCUGGGCAAAUGUAACAACCAAUUUACGCUGCUAGCCAGCUGAAUUACAAUUUCCCCCCGCCCCUUUUAUCUUCACCUCGCCAUUUGGCCAUACUCUCUUUCACUCCCUUUCCUUUCUCGAGGUCUUUCCUCACAUUUUCGUCGACAUCCCUUCCUUCUUUUCCCUUUUCUACAACUUUUUCGACCAAGGCCGGGGGCACGGCGACGCAUCCGUCUUCAUCACAAACAAUAAUGUCCCCAGGCUUUACAGUGAUCUUAUACUCGAAUGAGGGCGGGUAGAGGGAUACAAUGGCCGGAGAAGAAUAGUACUGCGGUGACAUGUCGACUGGAACAGAGAGGAGCGAAGGGCGAACAAAAGAUUUCUGGCCUAAUGUUGUGUGAUAGUUUGCAUACACCUGUCGAUGCUUAAACUGUGUGCGUAUUGGAAAAGGUUUAUGUCUUGACUUACAGGGAAUCCCAGCUCCCUAUGUUCUGCCAAAUCUCGACACCCUCCCUUGAUGAUUACUCCCUUGAUGCCUUUUGCUUUAGCAGCUGUGGACAUAAGGCCGCCCCAACACCCUGCAUUCCGGACUAUGAUUACCGUUUGUCAGCGGAUUGAUAAAGCAGCUCUGGUAGA